Molecule: messenger RNA, 2971 nt
Organism: Hevea brasiliensis (rubber tree)
Lineage: Eukaryota; Viridiplantae; Streptophyta; Magnoliopsida; Malpighiales; Euphorbiaceae
Product: disease resistance protein RPM1-like
Exons: 2
Coding region: 106-2859 (917 amino acids)
Biological process (GO): defense response to other organism
Molecular function (GO): ADP binding
Source: RefSeq, a predicted model, not a curated record
GCCAUAAAGCCGGAGCAAUGAGAGAAGGAGCUUAGUUUUUGGGUCAAGCAUAGAUUAGAAAGAAGAUACUAAAGGAUCCAACCAGAGGAUAAGCAAGUCAAAAGCAUGGCAUCGGUGCCGGCAGAGUUCUUGAUUGGUAAGAUAGUUUCUGUCAUCGAAAAUGAAGCAGCCUUGUUAGGUGGAGCUCGUGAUGACCUUGAAGAAAUCAAGCGAGAGCUAGUGAGCAUGAGAUCCUUUCUACAUGAUACAGAUAUGAGAAGGCCUCAAACCGACGUUGAGAAAACUUGGGUUGCUGAUGUGAGAAAUUUGGUGUAUGAUGUUGAAGACAUCAUCGAUGAGUUUAUGUAUCUCUCCAACAAGAGACAGGGUAGGCACAGAUCCACAAGAAACCUCCACAACACCAUCGGCUUUCCAAAACAUCUUUGGAAAAGGCGUCAAAUUUCCGUCAGGCUGCAAAAACUCUCAAGUAUGAUCAAAGCCAUACCAGAAAGAAACCAGAGGUAUCGUAUUGAUCAUAGUAUGGAAGGGAAGAGUUCUGAUGAUAGUGGCAAAGGGGCACUCCAUGGGGAAUCAUCUUUGUUUAUUAAGGAUGAUGAACUUGUGGGGGUUGAAGAUGAAAGGCAACUGUUAGUUGGAUGGCUAACAAAUGGAGAAUUGCAACGCACAACUAUUUCAGUUGUUGGCAUGGGUGGCUCUGGAAAAACAACUCUAGUUGCCAAGGCCUACAAUUCUGAAACUGUGAAGCGGCAUUUUGACUGCUAUGCUUGGAUUACUGUCUCCCAAACUUAUGUCAUUGAGGACUUGUUUAGGAGCUUGAUUAAGCAAUUCUAUCGGGCCACAAUGGAAGCAGCUCCUAUGGAAUUGAGCUCCAUGAAUUACCAACAGCUGGUUGAGAUGCUUGUGAAUUACUUGGAAUCCAAGAGGUAUGUGGUUGUUCUGGAUGAUGUAUGGACUGCAAACCUUUGGAGUCAAAUAAAAGUUUCACUUCCAAAUAGCAGGCAUGGUAGUCGAGUCAUGCUUACAACAAGGAAUGAAAGCGUAGCUUCUCUUUCUUUUGAAAUUGGAAGCCAUGUUCAUCAUAUUCGUCCACUAUCAGAAAUUGAAGCAUGGGCCCUUUUUUGCAUGAAAGCUUUCUCAAGGAAUGGCAGCAAGUGCCCCUUGGAGCUUGAAAUUUUAGCCAAGGACAUAGUGGAAAAAUGCCAAGGACUACCUCUCGCAAUUGUGUCAUUGGGUGGUCUCUUGUCUGCCAAAAGCUCAUCAGAAUGGAGGAUGGUUGGCAAUAGCUUGAAUUGGGAGUUGCACAAUAACCAAAUACUUCAACCAGUGAAAAGCAUCUUGUUGCUGAGCUACAAUGAUUUGCCAUACCGACUUAAGCAUUGUUUCCUCUAUUGCUGCUUAUUUCCUGAGGAUUAUUCAAUUAAGCGAAAGAGACUCAUCAGAUUAUGGAUGGCAGAGGGGUUUGUAGAACAGGUCAAAGGGAUAACACCAGAAGAGGUUGCUGAGGGAUACCUCAUGGAACUCAUUCGCCGAAGUAUGCUUCAUGCUGUAGAGAGGAACUCAUUUGGACUUCCAAAAGCAUGCAAGAUGCAUGAUCUACUACGGGAGCUUGCUCUUUCAAUUUCGGAAGAACAAAAAUUUUGUGCUGUACAUGACGAACAAAGAGUAGGUGCAAGAGAAGAUGGCAUAGCACGUCGUCUGUCAGUCCAAGCACUAGGAAAAGAAACCAGAGUCUAUGAGGGUAUGUCACUGCUUCGCGCUUUCUUUUGGUUUGUUGAUGAUGCGCUCUUUCUUUCUUCCAUAAAUACAUUAGCAUCUGGCUUUAAGCUUCUGAGGGUGCUGGACUUGGAAGAUGCUCCAAUUGAAAAGUUGCCAAAUGACAUAGUCACUUUGUUUAAUUUGAGAUACUUGAACUUGAAAAGAACACUAGUUAAGGAGCUGCCAAAAUCAAUUGGAAGAUUGCAUAACCUUGAAACAUUAAAUAUUGAUGACACCAACAUUAAGGCGCUUCCAAAAGGGAUUGUUAAGUUGCAGAACUUGCGGUAUCUUCUAGCACGCCGUUUGAAUCCUGGACUGUACAAUGAUUUCGAUUAUGUAUCUGGCAUACAAGUGCAUUUAGAUAUAAGUACUUUAAAGAACUUGCAAGUUCUAGGUUGUGUAGAAUCUAGUGGAAAUAUGAUGAAGCAAGUGCAAAGCAUGACCCAGCUAGUGAGACUUGAACUUUCAAACGUUAAAAGUUCAGAUGAAACGGAAUUGUGCUCUGCCAUCCAAAAUAUGCCUUUCCUUUGCCGCUUAUUUGUGAUGGCAAGUAACCAUGAGAUUCUACAGAUGAAUGCUUUGAAAUCACCUCCACCAGGCCUUAGGAGACUCUGUUUGGUUGGAAAGCUGGAGAAUAUCCCAGGAUGGUUUCACUCACUUGAGAGCCUUAGAGUUUUACAUUUGCAUUGGUCCAGCCUAGAAAACGAUCCAACUUCACAUCUUCAAGCGCUUCCCAAUUUAAGGUGGCUUAUCCUUGUCAAAGCAUACGAAGGUAGACACCUGCAAUUUCGUCAAGGGUUUACUAAUCUAGAGAUUUUAGAGUUGCUUAAUUUUCCCACACUUGAGCUGAUAACUAUAGCAAAGGGAGUAAUGUCAGGCCUUAAAGAACUAUGCAUUGGCAAUUGUGAAAAUCUGAUGAUGAUUCCUUGGGGUGUCAAAAAUCUUACCAACCUUCAGGAACUGACACUGAUGAAUGCUUCAGAACAACUCACUAAGCGUAUUUGCGCACCCUCUGGUGUGGAUCAUGAAGUUGUCCAACACAUUCCUAAGAUCAACAAUUUUUGCUUCACAUCAACAGGGUGGUUUCAGGAAAGCCUGUCCUAGAUCUUUCACUAAAAAGUUUCUCCAGCUAAAUUCCUCUGGCGUUUAUGUCUGCUUGUUAGCUCCAUUUGUAUUUGUUGCAAUUUCAGACAAAGGGUUUAAUUACAGUUCAAUG